ACUAACUGAGAAGCCAGCAUAAGCAAUAUGCUUAGCACUGCAUUGCUGAUCCUCAAAAUCAACCUUAACAUUGGUGGAACCUGAUGAGUCAAUGCAGCAGCUCAGUCUGGUGGCGUGACUAAAAGGAGAAGCAUGCAGUUCAUGGUAACACUGUACAAUAAGGUUGUAUUGGUUAACAUUAGUUAAUGCUUUAGCUAAUAAUAACCUAUCAUCUAUAGCAUUUAUUCAUUGUAUAGUUCAAAUUAAUUGCAGCAUUUACUAAUACAUUAAUCAAAAGUUAUAAUUUAGUUUUUCAGGUUAACCAGAUGUACUGUACAUAAAUAUAUUUUAAUUUUUUCAAAGGUUAAAGUUAAAAUAGAUCAAACUGGAAUGGAAAACAGGGGCAAAUAGCUUAUGAGAGACGUGUAUGUGCAAAUCUUUAUCAUCUGAUUGAUUUUUACUGAUACCUGAUACUGAAGAAAGCUUACUCUCUUUGCAAGGCACGUUUAGAUCUCUCUAGAGUCAUCCAACAUGUUGCUCAGCAACACCUUUUAUUUAUUUAUAGGCAACAUAAAUGUUCAAGCUGAAUGCACAGAGCUCAAUACUGUAGCAGUGAAAAACAUACUGACACAUAAUAUCUGAGAUUUACCCAUAUAAAAACAGGGCAUAUGCAAAAUAGCUUUCCCUAUAAUAUAGAUGGGUGUGGCUUAUGUGCUCCAAAUCACCUGUGGCAUGCAAAUAUUGUCAUUUAGUACCUGCACCUGUGAAGAGAUAAGAGGCAAAUUUUAAUUUAAAACACUGCAUUGGCAAAACCAGGACGUAAUGGUUCGAGGAAAAAACUAUUUCAUUUGUUUACUUCAUUUACUUAUUUCAGGAGAGCACAAAAGUCAGAAUGAAAAAACAUUGGGGAUCUCGGAGGACUGGUGAAGGAAGGAUGUUACGGGAACUGCGCGGGGAGAAAAUUCCAGAUAAGUGAUAGGGUUAUCUGAAACCAUCAGAAAAAAACUGAACUUCAUAAUUUAAAGUCCAUGGCACGCUCUAGAUGCAAUGGAAAGAUCUUAUGCCUGUGUCUCUUGCCUUGUGUGAUGGUAAGCCACCUGUUGGUGUACAUCAUGGUGUCCAUAUUUGUUGCCGUCUCCUACACCCCUCCUGUUCCACAGCUGCCACUUCAUUUCAUCGCCACUGGAGCCUCUGACAGCUCGGAAGAUCUAGCAUCCCAUCCAAUUAACCCCUUCUGGAACCUCCAACCAGAAGAAGGGGCACUGUGGAACCGCCUCCAACACAUUUGGGACAGAGAACACAAUCCUAUACUGAGAGGUAACGUGACAAGGCCCAUAAGUCCGAGAUUUGGCACGGCACAUACCCAAGAGACUAGGAAAACGUCUGUUUGUGGACAGGAUGAGAUGUGGGCAUCACACUUGCAUGACUUUAAUAACCUACCUGAGCAAAUGAAGGAUUUUGUCUUGUCCAUGCACUGCAGGCAUUAUCCAAUCCUAUUAAACCAACCUGAACUGUGUGCCGGGGAGGACAUUUCAACAGAGACUCCUUUUCUCCUGAUGGCGAUUAAGUCUCAAGUCGGAAACUUUGAGAACAGGCAGGCCAUAAGAGAAACAUGGGGGCGGAGCGGCUGGAUCCAAGGAGACGGUGGAGGAAGAGUCUGGUUCGUACGUACCAUCUUCUUACUCGCAAGGCAAGACACAGAGACGGGCCCUCACCCGGACCUGGGUGCCCUGCUGGAGUUGGAGAGCAGGAAUCACGAAGACAUCCUACAGUGGGAUUUCAGAGAUACUUUCUUCAAUCUAACCCUGAAAGACAUCCUCUUCUGGGACUGGCUUUCAAUGCACUGUCCUCAUGUCCACUUUAUUUUUAAAGGAGAUGAUGAUGUGUUUGUCAGGACGAGAGCUCUCCUAGAUUAUCUAAACCAACAUGACGAUACAUUACAAAAGACAGACCGAAACAAAACAAAGCAAUCGGAUGAUUUCGUUAUGGGGGAUGUUAUCGCCAAUGCCUGGCCAAAUCGGCAACCUGGUACUAAAUAUUACAUACCUGAAAGCUUCUAUAAGGGAACGUACCCGGCAUAUGCAGGAGGUGGGGGCGUGGUUUACACCGGGUCUUUGGCCAUGCGUUUACGGGAAGUUUCUCGGUGGGUGAGUCUGUUCCCUAUCGAUGAUGUUUAUUUGGGGAUGUGCCUUCAUAGACUCGGAGUGUCUCCCACUCAUCAUUCUGGUUUCCUCACCUUUGACCUUCCGGAGGACCUGCGAGAAAAGCCAUGUGCGUAUCAUAAUGUUCUCCUAGUGCAUAAACGCUCCCCGAAAGAAAUGCUAACACUGUGGAGGGAGCUACGAGUUCCACCCCAGGGGUGCUAAAAUAGGAUGUCAAGUAAGACUGAUAUGGAAAGAAUAAUUUGUUUAUUGUUUAAGGUUUUCUACCACAAUGUAUUUUUAUGCAGAUUGGGGAUUUUUAUUUGCAUAAAAAGUUUGAAUGUUAUGUAUAAAGAAUUUUCAUUAUGAAAGGAUCAAAAUAUGAAAGCAAGACAGUAAAUAAGCUAAAUACAUGGGAAUAAAGCCAUGGUCACACUAGACUUUCAGCGUGUAAUAUGAAGACACCUGCAUAUGGGCAGCAACCAGACAUAUCAGAUCAGAAGUGUUUAUUUUAUUUACACAUUGCAAUGUGCUUGCACUGUUAUGGUUGCUUUUAUUAUUAUUGUACAAAAUAGGAUUGUGUGAUACUGUUAUUUUCGCUGUGACGUAGAAAUCAUUACUUAAACAUUGGUAUUCAUGUGAUUUUAAUUCUCUUCACCAAACCUGAUCUUUGGAACUUCGGAAAUACAGUUUUUUUAAAUACAGUUUUUUUUAUAGUAGGUUUAUGGCCUAAAACAAGUUUUCCCAGAGCUAUUUAUUUGAUAACUUAGUAGUUGACAAAAAAUUGAUCUUCA
Paramisgurnus dabryanus is the source of this 2914-nucleotide messenger RNA. RefSeq names its product N-acetyllactosaminide beta-1,3-N-acetylglucosaminyltransferase 2. Gene Ontology annotation, biological process: poly-N-acetyllactosamine biosynthetic process; protein O-linked glycosylation. Gene Ontology annotation, molecular function: UDP-glycosyltransferase activity; hexosyltransferase activity. Gene Ontology annotation, cellular component: Golgi membrane. The record is from RefSeq and is a predicted model, not a curated record. Lineage: Eukaryota; Metazoa; Chordata; Actinopteri; Cypriniformes; Cobitidae.